UUCGCAGAAAGAGAGAGAGGGUAUUUUGAGCCUUUCGCCUUUCCGUAGAUAAUCCGGAAGUACACUUUUCACCCUUUUUGCCGCGUGCCCGAUGUUUUAUUUGACAUUUUUUGGAGUAAUUUGAACUUAAUUCUUGGAAGCUGAAGGUGAAAUAAGAUUUACACUGCCAUCAUGUUCCUCACCCUCACCCUGCUGCGGAAAGGUAUCCCUGGGAAGCAGUGGAUUGGAAAGUAUCGCCGGCCGCGGCAGAUCACAUGGCAGAUGAAGCGCAACACCCUGAAGAACCUGGAGCGUGAAGCCGAGAACGAAUACUGGAUCAGCCGGCCGUACAUGACCCGGGAGCAGGAGCACUCCCACGCUGCAGAGCGCAGAGCCCAAAACUGGCUCAAGAUCAAGGAGACCAGUUUUGCCAACUUUCCUCAGCACAAGCACAUAACCGACCACCUGAGUCACCUGAGAAUUAGCAAGACAUGGUCAAGUUAAACAAGGAUACACAAAGACUGCUGAAAUGUAAAAAUAGAACCUGUUAAUCUGAGAAUCUGCGAUGAAAACUUCACCAAAUAUUGUUUGAUUUUCCUUCUCUAUUAAAAAUGUUACAUCUGUGAAGCAGAAA
Messenger RNA from Oryzias melastigma (Indian medaka), 613 nucleotides. It is a transcript of the gene mrpl57, whose product is annotated as mitochondrial ribosomal protein L57. Gene Ontology annotation, molecular function: structural constituent of ribosome. Gene Ontology annotation, cellular component: mitochondrial ribosome. The transcript has 2 exons. Lineage: Eukaryota; Metazoa; Chordata; Actinopteri; Beloniformes; Adrianichthyidae. The record is from RefSeq and is a predicted model, not a curated record. Bases 172 to 483 code for a protein of 103 amino acids. Gene Ontology annotation, biological process: mitochondrial translation.